AUGAUCCCAAGAAACGAACGGGGACAUAUCACCCCGUUUGACAAAGAUGCAACCGUCCACGGCCCGCUAGGAGAGGCUUUCCGAAUUUUCGCCAAAGGAAGGAGAAACCGAACUCCGGCGACCCACCUCCGGACCAGCACAGACACCAGACCCCUAGUCAUAUCCGUAGCCGGAGCGAAACGCGCAAAACCUAACCAAGAAACCAAACUGGGCGGGGGACUCUGGGUAGGACCGAACGACCCCCGAAACGAAAGCAUACGCAUCGAACCAAGUAGUAGGAGCGACUUCACCGCAGGAAUCUUUGCGGCAAUAGCGCGAGCGGCAGAAAUCCUCCCUGGUUCAGCCCCACUACUGAUACGCAUCCCCAGCGAAAGAGUGGUCAAAGACCUAACAAUCAACCUCAAGAAGAACGAAGACCUAGACUGGCUGGGCGACAGCGAUGCGGAUAUUAAGAGAUCCGCAAUCGCGAACCUCCGUAAAAGAGAGGGAUGGACUUGCCUAGUCGAUAGCCCACUCAGCGGCACGAACCCGCACUCCCACCAAGCGAAACGUCUCGCAAACCACGCCCUUGACCUCCCGUCCACAACCCCCUACCCCGAGGUGCCGAACGACUUUGCCCUUAGAGGCGCAAAACUGACUGCUCUAUCCCAGAAGCAGCUAUAUCGGAAACUUAUGGAAUCGCGGAAACACCCAGGCCGUAGGGCGACAGAAGCGAACCUAUCAAAAAUCAAAGCAGUCGGCGAUCGACUAGGCAGAAAGCACAUAACCGACGCACAAAUCUGGAAAGCGUCGCGCAGCCCCGACCUCCUACGCGGCGAAAGGGCUUUCCUCUUCAAGACCCUACAUAACGCCCACCGCAUAGGCGAGUUCUGGAGCAAAAUCCCCAACUACGAAGAUAGAGCUGAGUGCAAGCUAUGCAACAAGAUUGAGACAAUGGAGCACACACUCAAGGACUGUCCCGGAAACGGAUCCGCGAUAAUCUGGAAUCUUGCUAGGACCAUAUGGGAAACGAAGACCACCAUACCAUGGCCGGGUACCUCCUUUGACACUAUACUCGCGAGCUUCGUAGCAAACCUCCCAAGCGACCCCGGUGGAGCGACCAGCCGAUUCUAUAGAAUACUAAUGUCGACCUCCUCGUACCUGAUAUGGGUCAUCCGUUGUGAGCGACGGAUCCAGCGAGAGGAUGACCCCAGAAAACGACAUUCAGAGCGAGAGAUCCAUAACAGAUGGGUCGCCAGACUCAACCACAGACUGCACAUCGAUCAGACAUUAACGAACAAGAUCCGAUACGGGAAGAAAGCAGUGUCGAAGAAUCUCGUUCUGAAAACCUGGGAUAAGUGCCUCCUGGCACGUGAGGGCCUUAAGGCCGACUGGAUCCGAGACGACGCGGUUUUAGUGAGUAUCCGGCCCCUUCCCCCAGAGGAGAAUGCACCUCCUUAG
Punctularia strigosozonata HHB-11173 SS5 is the source of this 1440-nucleotide messenger RNA. RefSeq lists its product as uncharacterized. The transcript has a single exon. The record is from RefSeq and is a predicted model, not a curated record. The coding region runs from base 1 to 1440 and encodes 479 amino acids. NCBI's taxonomy places the organism in Eukaryota, Fungi, Basidiomycota, Agaricomycetes, Corticiales, Punctulariaceae. Gene Ontology annotation, molecular function: nucleic acid binding.